CUAAAUUUAAACACUAGUGGCAUGAAAUUUUAAAGAUUAAAUAUAAGUGAAUGACGUUACACCAACUUGAAUGAAAUUUUAUAUGGAACGUAAAUAAAAAAAUGCAGGCACUAGAUUCAUAAACAUUUUCUGAAGAUCGUUAUUCUGUUUGUGAGCACCUACAUGCUGACUUUCUACUUUCAUUGCAUUUAUUUUCAAAGGUCCUCCAGCUUGGUUCAACACUCAUUCUAUCUAAACAAAUUUCUCGUCUUCUUAUCUUUUCAACUCUUUAAUUUGUUUUCACAAAAAAAUGGCUUGCGCUUUGCUUGGAGUUGUGUUCGAAAAUUUGACAUCUCUCCUUCAAAAUGAAUUUUCAACCAUUUCUGGAAUCAAGUCAAAGGCUCAAAAGCUAUCAGACAACUUAGUUCACAUCAAAGCUGUUCUUGAAGAUGCUGAGAAGAAACAAUUCAAAGAACUCUCUAUUAAGCUAUGGUUACAAGACCUCAAAGAUGCUGUUUAUGUGCUCGAUGAUAUCCUUGAUGAGUACUCGAUCGAGUCUUGUCGACUCAGAGGAUUUACCUCUUUCAAACCAAAGAACAUCAUGUUUCGCCAUGAGAUUGGUAACAGGUUGAAAGAGAUUACAAGGAGGUUAGAUGAUAUUGCUGAAAGAAAGAACAAGUUUUCUCUACAGACGGGUGAAACUCUUAGGGUAAUCCCAGAUCAAGUAGCUGAAGGGCGCCAAACCAGCUCCACCCCUCUUGAAUCAAAAGCAUUAGGAAGAGACGAUGAUAAAGAAAAGAUUGUCGAGUUUCUUCUCACCUAUGCGAAGGACUCUAACUUCAUUUCUGUCUAUCCCAUUGUUGGUUUAGGUGGUAUUGGAAAAACAACUCUUGUUCAAUUGAUCUACAAUGAUGUUAGGGUGAGUCGCAAUUUUGAUAAAAAAAUUUGGGUUUGUGUUUCUGAGACUUUCUCGGUCAAGAGGAUUUUGUGUUGUAUUAUAGAAUCUAUUACAUUAGAGAAGUGUCAUGACUUUGAGUUAGAUGUCUUGGAAAGAAAGGUGCAAGGAUUGUUGCAACGGAAAAUAUAUUUGCUGAUUUUGGAUGAUGUGUGGAAUCAAAAUGAACAAUUGGAAUCUGGGUUAACACAAGAUAGAUGGAAUCGUUUGAAAUCUGUUUUGUCGUGUGGAUCAAAAGGUAGUUCCAUUUUAGUGUCCACUCGUGAUGAGGAUGUUGCAACAAUCAUGGGGACAUGGGAAAGUCACCGUUUAUCUGGUCUCUCAGAUAGUGAUUGUUGGUUGUUGUUCAAACAACAUGCAUUUAGACGUAACAAAGAAGAGCAUACAAAGCUUGUGGAGAUUGGAAAGGAGAUAGUAAAGAAAUGUAAUGGAUUGCCUCUUGCAGCAAAAGCAUUGGGGGGUUUAAUGGUCUCAAUGAAUGAAGAAAAGGAAUGGCUUGAUAUUAAAGACAGUGAGCUUUGGGAUUUACCACAUGAAAAAUCUAUUUUACCUGCUUUGAGGUUGAGUUACUUUUAUUUAACACCAACCCUAAAGCAAUGUUUCUCCUUUUGUGCUAUAUUUCCCAAAGAUAGAGAAAUCCUGAAGGAAGAAUUGAUUCAGCUUUGGAUGGCUAAUGGAUUUAUUGCAAAGAGGAAUUUAGAGGUUGAAGAUGUUGGAAACAUGGUUUGGAAGGAAUUGUACAGAAAAUCGUUCUUUCAAGAUAGCAAGAUGGAUGAAUAUUCUGGAGACAUUUCUUUCAAGAUGCAUGAUCUUGUCCAUGAUCUCGCUCAAUCAGUAAUGGGGCAAGAAUGUACGUGUUUGGAGAAUAAAAACACGACUAAUUUGUCAAAAAGCACACACCACAUUGGUUUUAACAGCAAGAAAUUUUUAUCCUUCGAUGAAAAUGCUUUCAAAAAAGUUGAAUCCUUGCGAACAUUGUUUGACUUGAAGAAAUAUUAUUUUAUUACAACAAAAUAUGAUCACUUCCCAUUAAGCAGUUCUCUCCGUGUUUUAAGAACAUUUUCUCUGCAGAUCCCAAUAUGGAGUUUAAUUCAUUUAAGGUAUUUGGAACUUAUUUAUCUUGACAUAGAAAAGUUGCCUAACUCAAUUUACAACUUACAAAAACUGGAAAUCUUGAAAAUAAAAGACUGUCGUAAUCUGAGUUGUCUCCCAAAACGCUUGGCUUGCUUACAAAAUCUUAGGCAUAUAGUCAUUGAAGAAUGUCGGUCUUUGUCUCAAAUGUUUCCUAACAUUGGAAAAUUAACUUGUCUAAGAACAUUAAGUGUGUACAUUGUUAGUGUAGAGAAAGGGAAUAGCUUGACAGAGUUACGUGAUCUAAACCUCGGUGGAAAACUGCAUAUCCAAGGAUUAAACAAUGUUGGCAGGUUAUCUGAAGCUGAAGCGGCUAAUUUGAUGGGUAAAAAAGACCUUCAUGAAUUAUGCUUGUCAUGGAUAUCCCAACAGGAAUCUAUAAUUAGUGCUGAGCAAGUACUUGAAGAGCUUCAACCUCACUCAAAUCUCAAAUGCUUGACAAUAAAUUACAAUGAAGGGUUAUCGUUACCAAGUUGGAUAAGCCUUCUUAGUAAUUUAAUUUCUCUUGAACUUCGGAAUUGCAACAAAAUUGUGCGGCUUCCGUUACUUGGUAAACUACCAUCUCUAAAAAAACUGGAAUUAUCUUAUAUGGAUAAUCUGAAAUACUUGGAUGAUGAUGAAUCUCAGGAUGGUGUGGAGGUGAUGGUUUUCCGAUCUCUGAUGGAUCUCCAUUUACGAUACCUACGAAACAUAGAGGGGUUAUUGAAAGUGGAAAGAGGGGAGAUGUUUCCUUGUCUUUCUUACUUGGAAAUCUCAUAUUGCCAUAAACUUGGACUGCCAUCUCUUCCAUCUCUUGAAGGCCUCUAUGUGGAUGGAUGUAACAAUGAGUUACUGAGGUCAAUCUCUACCUUCCGUGGUCUUACUCAGCUUACCCUAAUGGAGGGUGAAGGAAUAACAUCCUUCCCAGAGGGGAUGUUCAAAAACCUUACUUGUCUUCAAUAUCUGGAAGUAGAUUGGUUCCCACAAUUGGAGUCCUUACCAGAGCAAAAUUGGGAAGGUCUUCAAUCCCUUCGAGCUCUACACAUUUCGAGUUGUAGAGGAUUGAGAUGCUUGCCGGAGGGUAUUCGACACCUCACUUCCCUUCGAAAUCUACAGAUUUAUAGCUGUAAAGGAUUGCGAUGCUUGCCGGAGGGUAUUCGACACCUCACUUCUCUUGAGGUUCUGACAAUUUGGGAAUGCCCAACAUUAGAGGAACGAUGCAAAGAGGGAACAUGGGAGGAUUGGGACAAGAUAGCUCAUAUUCCAAAAAUACAGUUUACCGAGGAUUAAGAAGCAGAGACGUUUACCCUUAUCUGCCACAAUCAACAUCGCAAAAAUCAAUUUUACUGGAAGAGAUCCAGACUACAUGAAAGAUAUUUCACUGCUCAACUAAAGUUACAAAUGUUCUAAUUCAGGAUUGGCGUCGACACACAAGACAAAUAACGGGAUUAAUGGAACAAACAUACCCAAUGACGAAGACGCAGUCUUUUGGAGUGGAGGAAGUGACAAUGGGUCAGAGCUCCGUACCCAUUAGCAAAGUCUGAUCGGUGUCAAGGUGAUGUUUCUGCUACUGAUUUCAACAGGAAUCAAAAAACAGAGAUGUUGGUGUUUCUGCCUCCAUCUUUAUUUCUUUUGACUGUGUUUCAUAACAAUCUCUUGGUACUCUAUUUGCAGGAUAUGCCUCUCAUGUCUCUUGACUAUGGUUUCCUUAUUUGACGUUUCUGAAUAUCCCUUUUUUUAUUUGUGGUAUUGAAAUCUAUAAUUGCAUGUUUCAAUUUGAUGGCUGAGUGUAAUUUCUAGUCGGAACAAUUUUUUAAAGCUUCUUUGUCUCUUUUACAUCAUUAUAACAAUAUUAUUGUCUUAGUUUAAUUUCUAUGUGCAGGAACCACUUGUUACAUAGUUGUUAAAACAUCUUUUGAGUGAGGGAAGCCAAGAUCAACAUGUGUAUAAUACUCCGGGUAAAACUAUCAUCGACAUCAAUAACAAUCUAGAGCAUUUUGUCACAACCAAUGCAUAUUAUAAUUCUCGUGUGUUGGUAAAUAUUGUGAGAAAUGAUGCCAUGUGUCUGUCAUUGUUACCAACCAAAGACAGAAAAUCUGCAGAUAUGUUGUGGAAUGCUGCUGAAUCCCAACCAUAUUUGUGUCGGACCACUGCUUUUCCUGAAAGCAAGAGGAUGCUUCAGCUGAACCACAGAAACUAUAAGAGGAGCCAUUUAUUUCUCUUUGAACUAUGGAUAUUGUUGAAUGCGAGGAUUGAGAUCCUUUCCAGAAGGUAUUUGACACCUCACUUCACUUGAGUUUAUGAGUAUCCGUGGUUGCCUAAAAUUAAAGGAGUGUAAGGAGAGAGCAGGAGAGGAAUGUGACAGGAUACCACAUAUUCCAAAAAUUGUUUAUUGGAAUGAAGAAGACAUCUUUGAAUUCAUUUAUGUGAAACUUGUGAUUUUUGUCUGAGACGAAAUCAAUUAAAGAUGUCAACCUAAUGGGUCAGAUUAUCGUUAUGGCGUCUCCACUUCCUUAUGAUCCUUCAUAGUAUUGAUAUGGUUAUGAUCCUUCAUUUAUGAAAUAGUCCCUUCAUGUAUGAAAUAUUUAUGGAAAGUUGGAGUUUCAAGUUCGAUCAGGGGAAACACCAAUAGCCAGAAUUGGCGACGUUGUUGAGCAUAUUUUAGGAGUGAUGUUUGCUGCUGAAGAUUUCAAUUUCCUUUAACUGAUAUCUCUUUACUGGUUAUCGUUGGUUUCCAGGUAAUGGAUUGAAUGUAUUUUGGCCUGAAAAAUCAAUCUCCAAAGAAAGCAGUGAAAAAUCUAUUAGUCCAUCAAAUGAAGCAAUGGAAAUCACAAAUAAUGAGAAAAAUUGAUAUGGUUGGCAUGAAACGAGAGGAUGUUGACAGCGGUGAUCCAACACAUGAGCCGAACUUAAUUCCAACUAAUAACAGAUGUUGAAAGAGUUAUAUAUAGCUUCUCCUAAGCCUUAGGAGGUUGUCCUUGAUUUUACAAUAUCUACUAGUACUAAUGUUGCUAACAUAAGUGAUUCUUUAUAUUAAUCUCUUUCCCAUUUCUCUAGUGUAGUUUUUUGUUAGUGAGCUUAUAAUCAGACAUUUUGUGUCUUGGUUAUUCCAAACAGUGUACAUACAUUAUUUAUUUAAAAGGGAUAAAUGCUUUUUUGAAUUCA
Molecule: messenger RNA, 5209 nt
Organism: Medicago truncatula (barrel medic)
Lineage: Eukaryota; Viridiplantae; Streptophyta; Magnoliopsida; Fabales; Fabaceae
Product: putative disease resistance protein RGA1
Exons: 8
Coding region: 290-3334 (1014 amino acids)
Molecular function (GO): ADP binding
Source: RefSeq, a predicted model, not a curated record